AUGGCCUACUAUGACGAAUCGGGAGGCGACUCCCAGCCUUAUGGAAGACCUCCCAAAUCCUAUGAAGGCGGAAUUUUAGGACCGCGACGUCCGCGACUCGUCACCGAUUAUGGCUCGUCUCUCGUACAGUGGAUGCGCACGCGACGACCGCGAUACAAAGGAGGUCAUCGGAUGGAGACGGAAAGACCCAGCGCGAGCUACGUCGUGGAUAUGCUCCCUCCUUUGGCUCGAGUGCAUUCCCCAGCGGACACUAUCCCCGUGCGACAUUUACAUCAGUCAAUCGGUAAAUCAAAAAAACCGAUCACAGUGGUCAGAUGGACACCAGAGGGAAGACGUCUUUUGACCGGCGGACAUACGGGAGAGUUCAUGCUAUGGAAUGGAACGGCGUUCAAUUUUGAAACCGUCAUGGAUGCCCACUACGACCAAUUGCAAGCGGGUGUCACCUCGAUAUCUUGGUCCCACAGUCACGACUGGCUGAUUUCGGGAGGACAGAAGGGAGAUAUCAAAUAUUGGCGUCCGAACUUCAACAACGUCGAAACGAUUGAUGAUGCGCAUCACGAUGCAGUCCGCGAUCUCGCAUGGUCUCCCAGCGACACAAAAUUCCUCUCCGCGUCUGAUGACACCACGCUGAAGAUCUUCGAUUUCACCUCUCGAACUGCGGAUACCAUUCUGACUGGCCACAACUGGGAUGUCAAAUCUUGCGAUUGGCACCCCACCAAGGGCUUGUUGGUUUCCGGCUCGAAAGAUCACCAGGUCAAAUUCUGGGACCCUCGAACCACAAGAUGUUUGACUACGCUGCACAGCCACAAGAAUACCGUGACAACUACCCGAUUUUCGCGAGUGAAUAGCAAUCUUCUGGCGACCUCGUCGCGCGACCAGACGGCCAGGGUAUUUGAUUUGCGUAUGAUGCGUGACAUCUGCAUUCUUCGGGGUCAUGAAAAGCCGGUCUCUUCUCUUACGUGGCAUCCUAUCCACAGCACGCUCAUCUCCACCGGCAGUGAAGACGGGUCGCUAUACCAUUAUCUACUCGAUGAACCUAACGUGCCGUCGGGGCAGGUCCCUACGAUCGCACCAUACAAUAGUACAGACCCCACGACCACCCCGGCCCAGGUCAUCUAUCCUGCUCAUCGCAUCCAGUAUGCACACAGUGCGACAAUUUGGUCAUUGGAUUGGCAUCCGCUUGGUCACAUUCUUGCAUCUGGCUCUAAAGACAAUUUCACACGGUUCUGGUCUCGUGCGCGACCAGGUGAGACGAGCUACAUGAAGGACCGAUUCCACAUCGGCGAAGAAGCCGCAGAAGCUCAAGGAACUUGGAAUAGAGGCUUUGGCAAACGACAAAUGCGUGAAGAGGAGGAACAGGAGCUUCAGGACGAGGCCGAGAGCCUUGUCGACCAGAAGAAAUCCGCCGGUUCCUUUCUCCCUGGAAUUCAGAUCGCACCUCCUGGCAGCGGGCCUCAGCAAGAUGGGAUGGGCUCUCAACUGCUUCCGGGCAUUGGCGCGCCACAGCCUCCUCCGCAGGCUGGAAUGCCAGCUUCUAUGCCUCCGAUGGAUCCCAGCCGUCUGGCUGCCCUCUUGUCUUCGCAACCACCACCCCAAGCAAACAACUUCCCACCAAACACUGGACUCCCCGGGUUCCCUCUGCUUCCUGCAUUGUCGGGCACACCGCCGGCGAACCUGGACCUCGCCGAACUACAGAAGCAGCUUCUCUCCCAGGGGAUCUCCCUGCCACAAGGCUUCCCCCAAAACUUCCCCGCUAUGCCCCAAAUGGGUGCUGGCGGUCUUCCUGGCUUACAGGGAGGUGGGACGCCCAAUAACCGCUUUGGAAGAUAA
This is a messenger RNA of Aspergillus terreus NIH2624, 1830 nucleotides long. RefSeq lists its product as uncharacterized. The record is from RefSeq and is a predicted model, not a curated record. Gene Ontology annotation, cellular component: mRNA cleavage and polyadenylation specificity factor complex. Bases 1 to 1830 code for a protein of 609 amino acids. Lineage: Eukaryota; Fungi; Ascomycota; Eurotiomycetes; Eurotiales; Aspergillaceae. Gene Ontology annotation, molecular function: protein binding. The transcript is spliced from 4 exons.